CCCGAGGCGGGGGCGGGGGCGCGAUGUGUCUGCUGCUGGGGGCCGCGGGCGUCGGCAAGACGCUGUUGGUGAAGAGGCUGCAGAAGCUGAGCUCCGCGGAUGGGAAGGGCGACCUGGGCGACCCCCCCCCGACGCGGCCCACGGUGGGCACCGACCUGACAGACAUCGUGGUCCCGAGGAAGAUCACCAUCCGGGAGCUGGGGGGCUGCAUGGGCCCCAUCUGGCCCAGCUACUAUGGAGAUUGCCAUUGUCUCCUGUUCAUGAUGGAUGCCGCCAACCCCACUCAGCUGUCCGCAUCCUGUGUGCAACUCCUGGGUCUUCUUUCUGCAGAAGGACUCGCAGAAGCAUCAGUCCUGAUACUCUUCAAUAAAAUUGAUCUGCCCUGUUACAUGACCAUCGAGGAGAUGAAGUCCUUGAUCAGACUCCCAGACAUCAUUGCCUGUGCCAAGCAGAACAUCACCACGGCAGAAAUCAGUGCCCACAAGGGCACUGGCUUAUCUGAGGUCAUGCACUGGCUCCAGGACACCCACAGGCCUGACCGCUGACCACCUGGAGCAGAAGUGUGACAGGCUAGCUCCGGGGAGGAGGCAGAGAAUAGCACCGUUCGGCCUCCAGCGAUCUCUACUCGUCAGGGACGGGAUGACCCAACACAAGCCGAGGGGCUCCUGGCCUGAGUUGCAGUGAUGGGCAAACUGAGGCACCCCAGUUACAGAGACUCCUGAUAGCUGGCCUCUGAAUGAAAAAAUUGUCCCCACGGCAGGGAGAGGAAGCUGGGCUUGCAGGGUGGCUGGGUGUCCUGCUGCCGUCCUGGAAUCUACUCCUUUCCCAUCAGGACUGCUCUUUCCCAGAGGUGUUUGCGCUGCACAGCCCCGCAGACUUGGUCUCUUGACUGUGGUACAGAUCGUACCCACGAGUUUCUGACAUGCCGACAUGUGUGAGGCCGCUGUCAUAGAAAGAACCAAGCCUGGAGUCAAAACGAGAA
This is a messenger RNA of Canis lupus familiaris (dog), 982 nucleotides long. It is a transcript of the gene ARL16, whose product is annotated as ADP ribosylation factor like GTPase 16. The coding region runs from base 24 to 545 and encodes 173 amino acids. The record is from RefSeq and is a predicted model, not a curated record. Lineage: Eukaryota; Metazoa; Chordata; Mammalia; Carnivora; Canidae. Gene Ontology annotation, molecular function: GTPase activity; GTP binding. The transcript is spliced from 5 exons.